This is a messenger RNA of Lathyrus sativus (Indian pea), 1866 nucleotides long. Lineage: Eukaryota; Viridiplantae; Streptophyta; Magnoliopsida; Fabales; Fabaceae. The record is from the annotation of a GenBank genome assembly.
AUGAAACCGAUAUUGGCUCACCUAUGCAUUUCUCCGAACAAACGCAAAGCCAAUAAGAAAGUCAACAACGUUUCAUCCGAUGAAACAUGUCUCAGUAAUAUUCACUCAGAUUCUCUUCAGAACUUGUUCGAGAUUGGUCUUCCAUGUAACGAAUCGGUGGAAGAAAAACUCUGUUGGAUUCAGUCACAAAUCAUCGGUGACGAUGCAGAGUUUGAUUCUCCGUUCGGAAGACGAAAGCUUGUCUAUGCAGAUCAUACAGCUUCUGGUCGCAGUCUUCAUUGCAUUGAAAACUUCAUCACCAAACAUGUUCUUCCUUUCUACGGUAAUACUCAUACUUCUGAGAGUCACGUUGGAAGCAGCACAACAAAAAUGCUCCAUGAAGCAACUGAGUAUAUUAAGAAAUGUUUAGGAGGUGGAGAAGACGAAGCACUCAUGUUAUGCGGUUCCGGCGCAACCGCGGCGAUCAAGAGGCUACAAGAAGUAAUGGGAAUCGCAGUGCCUUCUAUUUUGAGGGAGAGAAUGUUGAGGUGUCUUGAUGAACAAGAAAGAUGGGUGGUUUUUGUAGGACCUUAUGAGCAUCAUUCAAAUUUACUUUCUUGGAGACAGAGUUUGGCUGAGGUUGUAGAGAUUGGACUUGAUGAUAAAGGGUUGCUUGACAUGGAAGCUUUAAAGCUACAGCUUGAAGCUUAUAAAGAUUCUAAUAGACCAUUGUUGGGAUCUUUCUCUGCUUGUAGUAAUGUUACUGGAAUUUACUCGGAUACGCGCGCGAUUGCGAGGCUUCUUCAUCAAUACAAUGGAUUUGCAUGUUUUGAUUUUGCAGCAAGUGGUCCUUACGAGGAGAUUGAGAUGAGAUCGGGGAAGAUAGACGGGUACGAUGCUGUAUUUAUCAGUCCACAUAAGUUUCUAGGGGGUCCUGACUCUCCUGGAGUGCUUUUGAUGAACAAGGCAUUGUAUCAUUUGAGAUCUGCACCUCCAUCUACUUGUGGAGGUGGAACUGUCAAUUACGUUAAUGGCUUCAAUGAAAAGGAUACAUUAUACUUGGAGGACAUAGAAGAAAGGGAAAACGGUGGCACACCACCAAUAAUCCAAACAAUGAGAGCAGCAUUAGCAUUUUGUGUGAAAGAAUUCAUCAACUACAAAGAGAUUGAAAAGCUUGAACAAUUCUACAUUAACAAAGCACUUAAGAGACUCAUGUCUAACCAAAACAUUGAAAUCCUAGGAAACAUGGACACCAAAAGACAAGCUAUAUUGUCUUUUGUCAUUUACUCUACCACAAAAACUAAGAACAAAAGAGGUAAGAUACUUAGUGGCUCUUUUGUUGCGACAUUGUUAAACGAUCUCUUCGGCAUUCAAUCGCGAGGUGGAUGUGCUUGUGCUGGACCUUAUGGUCACCAUUUGCUCAACAUUAAUGAGCCUCAAUCACUUGAAGUUAGAUCAAUAAUUCAAGAGGGUUAUGUUGGUGCGAAACCGGGUUGGACAAGGGUUAGUUUUCCUUAUUACAUGAAGGAAGAGGACUUUGAGUUCAUUUUGACUGCCAUAGAGUUUCUAUCUGUUUAUGGACAAAGGUUUCUUCCACUAUAUAAGUUUGAUUUGAAGAAUGGGAGUUGGAAAAUAAGGAGACAUAAACUUGAGACUUUGAUCAAGGAGAGUAAAUGUUGUUGUAAAGAAAGUAAAGAGAAAACAAUAAGUGAUUAUGUUAAAGUUGGUAGUGAGUAUAAUGUUGGAAGUAAACAAAUUGGAGUCUUGAGAAGGAAAUCAUACAUUGAUGCUAAAUGUAUUGCUAGGAGACUCCCCAAGUUUUCUUCUCAAAGUAUGCUACAUCUUGGUGUAGAUGUAGAUCCUAGUGUGCUCCAUUUUAUAGUUUAA